Messenger RNA from Aphanomyces astaci, 4065 nucleotides. RefSeq names its product phosphoribosylformylglycinamidine synthase. Gene Ontology annotation, biological process: 'de novo' IMP biosynthetic process. The transcript is spliced from 8 exons. The record is from RefSeq and is a predicted model, not a curated record. The coding region runs from base 1 to 4065 and encodes 1354 amino acids. Lineage: Eukaryota; Oomycota; Saprolegniomycetes; Saprolegniales; Verrucalvaceae. Gene Ontology annotation, molecular function: phosphoribosylformylglycinamidine synthase activity.
AUGACUUCGCCCCGCAAAUCUCCAUUAGCGAAGAAGAUGAAAUCAUCCUCCCUCUUGACGUACUUCCGCACGCCGUUCUGGUCGGAACACGUCACGUCGACCUUCAAGGCGACGUGGGCCGAGGUUGUCGCAAACGUGCAGACCGAAUCCUGCUUUUACGUUGAGCUCGAAGCGACCGCGGCGCCGUUGACUCCUGAAGAAGAGUCGGCGCUCACGUGGUUGCUCAGCGAAACGUUCGAGCCCGAGAAGUAUGGGUCGUCGCCUUUCUACCCCGCACCGGCGGCCAAGGCGACGGCGGACGUGUGGGUGGUCGAGAUCGGCGCCCGCUUGAGCUUCAGCACCCCAUGGAGCAGCAACGCCGUGUCUAUCUGCCACGCGUGCGGUCUGACCAAGAUCAAGCGCAUCGAGCGCAGCCGCAUCUUCCACUUUACCGGGAAGCCCGGCAAGUUGACGGACGCGUUCAAAGCGGCGUUCCUGACGGCGCACAUGGACCGCAUGACCGAGCAAGUGUACGAGUCGUCCCUGACGUCGUUCGGGGUCCCGCAAGCGCCCAAGCCCGUCCAGCGCGUGCCCAUCAUGUCAGAAGGCAAGGAAGCGCUUCGCGCGAUCAACGCAACCAACGGCCUCGGGUUUGACGAAUGGGAUUUGGACUACUACACCAACUUGUUCAAGGAGAAGCUUCAGCGCGACCCCACAGACGUCGAGUGCUUCGAUAUGGGCCAGUCCAACUCGGAGCACUCGCGCCAUUGGUUUUUCGGCGGCAAGAUCGUCAUCGACGGCGUCGAAAUGCCAGACACCCUCUUCCAAAUGGUCAAAUCGACUCUAACCGAUGCUAACAAGACCAACUCGGUGAUCGCUUUCCAUGACAACUCGAGUGUCAUCAAGGGCGCCGCCAUCAAGACCCUCGCGCCGUCGCAUGUCGGCUACCCGUCUUCCCUCGAGGAGCGCCAUCUCACGAGCCAUGUGCUCCUCACUGCCGAGACCCACAACUUCCCAUCUGGCGUCGCGCCCUUCCCCGGCGCCGAAACUGGCACCGGCGGCCGCAUCCGCGAUGUUCAAGCGACUGGCCGCGGUGCGCAUGUGGUUGCGGGGGUGAGCGCAUACUCGGUGGGCAACCUCCUGCUUGACAACUACCCGCUUCCCUGGGAAGACCAAACCGUAACUUACCCGUCCAACUUGGCGCAUCCGCGCGAAAUCAUUGUACAGGCGUCCAACGGCGCAUCUGACUAUGGCAACAAGUUUGGCGAGCCAGUCGUGUCUGGGUUCGCCCGUUCAUUCGGGAUGGUGCUGCCCAAUGGAGAGCGCCGCGAGUACAUCAAGCCCAUCAUGUUUUCGGCGGGCGUGGGCCAGCUCAACUCGACGCAUUGCGUCAAGGGCGACGCUGAGACCAACAUGUGGGUGGUCAAGGUGGGCGGGCCGUGCUACCGCAUCGGAAUGGGCGGUGGAGCUGCGUCCAGUCGCAUCCAGGACGCCAAAACUGCUGAAUUGGACUUUAACGCAGUUCAACGCGGCGAUGCCGAGAUGGAAAACAAAAUGAACCGUGUGAUCCGCGCCUGUGUCGAGCUGGGCGACCGCAACCCGAUCGUGAGCAUCCACGAUCAAGGCGCUGGCGGCAACGGCAACGUGCUCAAGGAGAUCGUCGAACCUACCAACGGCCACGGCGGCGGCGCCAGAUACGAAGUGCGCAAUAUUUUGAUUGGCGACGAAACCCUCAGUGUAUUGGAGAUUUGGGGGGCCGAAUAUCAGGAGAACAAUGCGUUGCUGCUGCGCCCAGCUGACGUGGACCUGUUUCGCACCAUUUGCCACCGUGAGAACUGUCCAUUUGCGCUGCUCGGCCAAGUGACGGGCGACGGCCGCGUGGUGCUGCAUGAUGCCGUGGACGACUCGACGCCCGUGGACUUGGAGCUGGACCUGGUGCUGGGCAAGAUGCCCCAGAAGACAUUUGUGGAUACGACUGAACCAAACUCGUUUUUGAGAGAGCUUGUGUUCCCCACUGAUAUUACCGUGGCGUCGGCUUUGGAUCGCGUCCUCCGCCUCUUGUCUGUCGGGUCCAAGCGCUUCUUGACCUCCAAAGUUGAUCGAUGUGUGACGGGGUUAGUUGCGCAACAACCUUGCGUGGGUCCACUGCAUUUGCCGCUCGCGAACGUAUCUGUGAUUGCGCAAUCGCAUUUCCGCAGCCCUGAAACCGGCACGUACACGGGAUGUGCGUCGGCGGUGGGCGAGCAACCUGUCAAAGGUUUGGUCAACCCGGGGGCGAUGGCGCGCCUGACAGUUGGCGAAUCCCUGACCAACUUGGUGUGGGCAUCCCUAAGUGGGUCUCUGGUCGACAUCAAGUGCUCCGCCAACUGGAUGUGGGCUGCCAAACUACCCGGCGAGGCCGCGCGCAUGUACGAAUGCUGCAAGGCUAUGACGACCUUCAUGAAGGACAUUGGCGUCGCGGUGGACGGCGGCAAGGACUCGCUCUCGAUGGCGGCGCGCGUCGAGUCCGAGAAUGUUAAAGCUCCUGGCACGUUGGUCGUAACCAUGUACGCGGCCUGCUCGGAUGUCGAAAAGACCAUCACUCCGGACCUCAAGCCCAACGGCGGCGACUUGUUUUACGUGGAUUUGGGUCACGGGAAGGACCGGUUGGGCGGUUCAGCGCUCGCGCAAGUGUACAACCAAGUCGGUCGUGAAGUCCCCGACGUGGAAGACGCGGCGUUGUUUAUCAACGCCUUCAAAGCCAUCCAAACGUGCGUACACAACCAAUGGCUGAGUGCUGGCCACGACCGAUCGGACGGUGGUCUCAUCGUCGCGUUGGUCGAGAUGGCGUUCGCCGGCAACGUUGGCCUCCACGUCAACAUCCCGUCGAGUAGCUCCAAAGUACAAACACUCCGAGAGCAACUCGGAGUGUUGUUCUCGGAGGAGCUGGGGUACGUUGUCCAAGUGCCCAAGGCCCAUCAAGCCAGCGUUGUCGCGUUGUUUGCGUCGCUGCAUGUGCCGCUGGUGCAUCUGGGUCACGUGACUGACGUCGAUCAGACGCUCGUGAUUCAAGUGAACGGCCGCACCGUCGUGGAAGACACGACUGCCCGUUUGCGUGACACGUGGGAAGCCACGUCGUUUGAGCUCGAGAAGCGCCAGCGCAGCCCAGACCAUGUCCAGCAAGAACAAGAUGGCUUAAAGCACCGCAGCAUUCCGCCGUGGCAGCUCACGUAUGAACCGACCCCGCCCAAGGCACUGUCUACCCGCAACCAGCACCGUAUCGCAGUGUUGCGCGAGGAAGGUUCGAACGGAGAUCGCGAGAUGGGCAGUUCGUUCUACUUGGCCGGGUUUGAAGUAUGGGAUAUUACCAUGCGCGACUUGGUGGCUGGGACAGUCGCAUUGGACGAACGGUUCCGUGGGGUUGCGUUUGUGGGGGGGUUUUCCUUUGCCGACGUGUUGGGAUCGGCCAAGGGAUGGGCGGGCGUGGUCAAGUACCACCCGAAUGUACUCGCGCAGUUCAAAGCGUUCCGUGCGCGGACCGAUACGUUCAGUCUGGGCGUGUGCAACGGCUGCCAGUUCAUGUCGUUGCUGGGGUGGGUCAACCCGCCCGUGUCGGAGCAACUUGCUCUAGAAAACCCGACUCGCGCCGGCGACUGGAACCCUCGGUUCAUUGACAACGCAUGUGAAAAGUACGUGUGCAACUUUGUGACCGUGCAAAUCCAAGAGAGCAACGCGGUGAUGCUCAAGGGCAUGGCGGGCAGUUCGCUGGGGGUGUGGGUAGCCCAUGGCGAAGGCCGCGCGUACUUUUCCGACCCGCGGUUGCUCCAGGACGUGCUCGACAACAAGUUGGCGCCUGUGCGCUAUGUGAACGACGCGAAUGAAGUCACGGAAGCGUACCCGUUCAGCCCCAACGGGUCGCCCCAUGGGAUUGCUGGCCUCGUCUCGGAUGAUGGCCGCCAUUUUUGUCUGAUGCCGCACCCCGAGCGCACGUCGCUCAAGUUUCAGUGGCCGUACAAGACCAAAGCUAUCCAAGAGGCCAAGGUGAGCCCAUGGCUCCAGCUGUUCCAGAACGCCAAGACGUUUUGCGAAGAAUCGACGACCAACUAG